Molecule: messenger RNA, 339 nt
Organism: Colletotrichum chrysophilum
Lineage: Eukaryota; Fungi; Ascomycota; Sordariomycetes; Glomerellales; Glomerellaceae
Exons: 2
Coding region: 1-339 (112 amino acids)
Biological process (GO): carbohydrate catabolic process
Cellular component (GO): extracellular region
Molecular function (GO): cutinase activity
Source: RefSeq, a predicted model, not a curated record
AUGAGGAAGCUUCUGAACGAUGCCGCCUCAAAGUGUCCGAAUGCGAAGCUGGUGGCUGGAGGAUAUAGUCAAGGAGCCGCUGUGGCCCAUCGAUCAAUCGAGAGUCUUUCGGACUCGACCAAGAACAGAAUCCUUGGCGUCAUCACUUAUGGCGAUACGCAGAACACCCAGGACAAGGGGCAGAUUCCCAAUUUUCCGAAAGAUAGGGUCAAGAUUAUUUGUAAUGAUGCCGACGAAGUCUGCAAAGGCACCUUGGAGGUUGAGCCCUCUCAUCUGGACUACGUGAAACGGGUCCCCGAAGCCGUCGACUUUCUCAUCGGGAAGAUUGGCAACAUUUAA